This is a messenger RNA of Chrysemys picta bellii (western painted turtle), 2852 nucleotides long. RefSeq names its product protein O-fucosyltransferase 1 (gene POFUT1). The record is from RefSeq and is a predicted model, not a curated record. Gene Ontology annotation, molecular function: peptide-O-fucosyltransferase activity. Gene Ontology annotation, cellular component: endoplasmic reticulum. NCBI's taxonomy places the organism in Eukaryota, Metazoa, Chordata, Testudines, Emydidae. Gene Ontology annotation, biological process: Notch signaling pathway; regulation of Notch signaling pathway; protein O-linked glycosylation via fucose.
GCGCCCCUUCCGGUCCGGAGCCCGGUGCAUGCCGGGAUAGGCCUCCCGCCCCGCUGGUUGCCCGGCGAUGAUGGGGGCUCUCGGGCUCCGGCUCCUGCUCCUGCUGGUACCGGCGAGCGGUUCGGCGGCGCCCGCCUGGGACCCAGCCGGUUACCUGCUCUAUUGCCCCUGCAUGGGGAGAUUUGGGAACCAGGCGGAUCAUUUCCUGGGCUCCUUGGCGUUUGCCAAGACUCUGAAUCGUACCCUGGCUCUGCCUCCCUGGAUCGAGUACCGACACCACAGGCCUCCCUAUACUAAUCUGCAUGUUUCCUACAAGGAAUACUUCAAACUGGAACCUCUCUUAGAAUAUCACCGGGUUAUCAGCUUGGAGGACUUCAUGAAGAGAUUAGCACCCAUUCACUGGCCCCCUGGCAAGCGAGUGGCUUACUGCUUUGAAGCAGCAGCUCAGAGAAGCAGUGACAAAAGGACUUGUCCCAUGAAGGACGGAAAUCCCUUUGGUCCAUUUUGGGAUCAAUUCAACGUGGACUUCAAUAGGUCUGAGCUCUUCGGGGGCAUUUCUUUCAGUCUCUCUUACAAGGACCACUGGAUCCAAAGGUUUCCACCAUCAGAGCACCCUGUUCUUGCCCUACCUGGAGCUCCAGCCCAGUUUCCAGUCUUAGAGGAGCAUCGGCCUCUGCACAAGUAUGUUGUGUGGUCUGAUGAGAUGGCGCAGAAGGGAGAGGCCUAUAUUCAUUCUCUCCUGGUUAGACCCUAUGUAGGAAUUCAUCUGCGGAUCGGCUCUGACUGGAAGAAUGCAUGUAAUAUGCUGAAGGAUGGGACGGCUGGAUCACACUUCAUGGCUUCGCCACAGUGCGUAGGCUAUGACCGAAACAACGCUGUGCCUCUCACAAUGGACAUGUGCCUGCCAGACCUGAAGGAGAUCAAGCGUGCACUCGAGCUCUGGGUGAAGAAGGUGGAAGCUAAGUCUGUCUACAUUGCCACGGAUUCUGAGCCCUACACUACAGAAAUACAGCAGCUUUUCAAAGGAAAGAUCAAAGUGGUGAAUUUGCAGCCCGAAGUGGCCCAGAUAGAUUUGUAUAUCCUUGGCCAAUCUGACCAUUUUAUUGGGAACUGUGUCUCUUCAUUUACUGCCUUUGUGAAACGAGAACGUGAUGUGCAUGGGAGGCCCUCCUCAUUUUUUGGCAUGGACCACCCCCCAAGGCUGCGGGAUGAAUUCUGAUCAGGAGAGGAAGAGGCAGAUUUUGAUUGUUCUUAUAGCUCUGAACACUAAUGCACCGUCAGCAGACACACCAUGAUAAAAAUGUCAUCUUAGGACAUUCAAUUCCACUAUGACAGGCCUGUUCCCAUACCUUCAUCCUGGCCUCACAUUAAUCUUUGGAUUCAUUUCUGAUCACCUUCUCAGUAAUUCCAUGAUGCCAGCAUAAGAUCAGAAAUGGAAAAUGAAUUUUAAACCAUGGGGUGACCUCUUGUAGGAAACCUUCCAUUCUCAUUAUUUGGGACUUAUCAGACACCACAAUCAGAUAGCAGCUCAGAUUCCUCUCUCUUCAUUUCCCAUAUCUUACUGUUUCUCUUGCAAGUGCUGGGAAGCAUCUUGUGAUGCACCUUGGAUGACAGGUGCUCGAGAAGUGCAAACUAGUAUUACAAGGGAGUGUGGUCCAUGAAAAGGAACAUUGCCUAAAACUUAGAACUGAGCAUCAGAAGAUCUGAGUUUUAUUUCGAGGAUUGCUGCUGUCCGAUAUGGGCAAGUCACCUCCGUGCCUCAGUUUCCCAUCUGUAAAAUGGGUUUAAUACUUCUACCUCACAGGAGUGUUGCGACUAAAUUUAAUAAUGUCUGUAAAUUACUUUGAGCUUUCCAAAGGGUGCUGCAGAAGUAUGGUGAAGUUAUAUCAUAAUGACGCAGUUGUCUGUUUAGUACCAGCGCUGACCAGGGCACACAGAACACUGAUGGGGCAUUCUCCCUUAGCUUGUCAUGGGCUGGCGUUUUAUGAUUUCAUAGCUAUUGUCUCUUGCUCUGAGAGGGGGAUCAUGACAUUCGGUCACAGGGAUCUGUGGAGAUCAGUAAAUAUUAGAAGCUAAUAUUUUUAAAUGGAACUGAAAUUUUAAAAUAACCUCAAUGAAGCAUUAGGAGGCGGUAUGGUGGGCUUUUAUCCCAGGUAGGUUUGUGCUAAGGGUUUUUCUGCAUUUUCUCACAAAGAGCCUUCUCCACUGACAGCAAAAUUUUGACCAGUACAGUUUAAUUGUGCAUGGGUGACUGUGAUAACCCACAUCAUUAUCCCUGCAUAGAACAGUCUUGUUACUCCUGUGGCUAUUGGUAAAUGAUUGAGUUUUGCACUCACUCCCUUUUCGAUACGGAUGAGUUAUACAGCGAGGGCAUCUUCUCCUGACGUGCUCUUUGCAUCUGGGGAACUUGCUCAUAUCUGAGCAUUUUUCUUUGGUGUUCCUGUGCCUUAUAGCGAAUGUCAGAGGAGUUGAGGCCCAUGUUAAAUUGGAAGCUAACUAAGGUGUUGUGUCAAUAUACACUAGCCUCGUGCUUUUCAGUGCUAAUCUCAAAAAUGUCAGAUUUGGUCAUUUCAGUGGUGCUAACUGUGAGCAGGUUUUAGUCUAGCUGAGAAUUUGUGUAACUGUGGAAGCUCAUAAACAUAAGCAGUUUAGAUUCAUCAGUAUUUUCCUCCAAUUUAUGGUGGUAUUGAAAGAUGCAAUCAAAGUCUGCAUUGAUUAGGAAUGGCUAAUGAUUGAGACUGAUUACUGAGAUUUGCAAAAUAUCUUGGUUUAGAAGACGUAUUUUGACUUGAGGAGCAUUGGAAAGAGAAUAUUUUUUGUAUCUUUUUCAUAAUAAAACACAAUGAAAUUUA